AUGAUUCGAGAUCCUCCGGCCAUGCACAAACCUGACAAUGCCAGUAGUCAACAGGAUGAAAAUAAAUAUGGCCUGAGCAGUACAAUGACUAACACGGGGGGUGCGAGGUUGUGCGCCCAGUGCGGGAAAGUCAUUACCGAGAGGUUCCUUCUGAAAGCUAUGGAGCGGUUUUGGCACGAGGAUUGCCUUAAGUGUGGAUGUUGCGACUGCCGUCUAGGAGAAGUCGGUUCCAAAUUAUACUACAAGGCAGAUCUCAUGCUCUGCAAACGAGAUUAUCUUAGGUUAUUUGGUGCCACAGGCAACUGUGUGGCGUGCAACAAAGUCAUUCCCGCUUUCGAAAUGGUUAUGCGAGCAAAGAGUUUCGUUUACCACUUAGAGUGCUUCGCUUGUCAACAGUGCAAUCAUAGGUUCUGCGUAGGCGACAGAUUCUAUUUAUGCGAUAACAAGAUACUAUGCGAGUAUGACUAUGAAGAGAGGUUAGUGUUCGCAAGCAUGGCGGCCAAUCCUAGCGGGCUGGCUCACAUCCGUCGUCAAGUAAGCGGACUACAGUCGCCAACCGGCGGGGGAGGUUACGUUGGAGCGGUAGGAGCUUGUGGUGGUGGAGCCGCGGCUGGUGGAGCUCUAGUUGACAAGGAUGCAGGAGGCUGCGCGGGAGCUGAUGACGCCUCCAGUGGGUACGGCAGCCCACCUGACCCUGACGUGUGUGACGCCGCGCGAUGA
Molecule: messenger RNA, 720 nt
Organism: Arctia plantaginis
Lineage: Eukaryota; Metazoa; Arthropoda; Insecta; Lepidoptera; Erebidae
Source: the annotation of a GenBank genome assembly